Messenger RNA from Lasiodiplodia theobromae, 1329 nucleotides. RefSeq names its product Sphinganine hydroxylase sur2. The record is from RefSeq and is a predicted model, not a curated record. NCBI's taxonomy places the organism in Eukaryota, Fungi, Ascomycota, Dothideomycetes, Botryosphaeriales, Botryosphaeriaceae. The coding region runs from base 1 to 1329 and encodes 442 amino acids. Gene Ontology annotation, biological process: lipid biosynthetic process. The transcript is spliced from 2 exons. Gene Ontology annotation, molecular function: iron ion binding; oxidoreductase activity.
AUGGAGAACGCGACCGUAGCCAGCGGGCUGCCCCCGCUGCCCGAUUACACUCUCUAUCCGCUCGCGCCCGUCGUUCCCGGCAUUCCGGACAAGUACUUGACGCUGGCCCUGCCCAUCAUUGCCUACUGGAGCGUGUCCAUGGUCUUCCACCUCAUCGAUAUUUGGGACCUCUUUCCGCAAUACCGCCUGCAUACUCCGGUCGAGCUCACCCAGCGGAACCAUGUCUCGCGCUACGAAGUUUUCCGCGACGUCGUCCUCCAACACUUCAUCCAGACUGUUGCCGGAAUCGCCAUGGCGUGGUACGAUCCCGAUCCGACCUUCGGAAAGGAAGACUACGACGUGGCUGUGUGGGCACAGAGGAUCAGGUUCGCCGAGAGGGCAAUUCCUUACAUUCUCGGUGCAAUUGGUUUCAACGCGUCCGCCUUCGCUAAGGACCUGUCAGAGUCUCGCCCCAUGCUUGCUGGCGUUCUCGCUGGUGGCAGGUACCCCUGGUUGACUCAAGAGAUUGUCUCUGGUGACCAGCUCGUCACCGCGCCCGCCUUCGCUUCUUGGGAGCUUUCCCUUGCCAAGUUCAUCUACUGGAUCGGCAUUCCCGCCAUUCAGUUCCUUGUGGCUGUUUUGAUCGUCGACACUUGGCAGUACUUCUGGCACCGCGCCAUGCACCUGAACAAGUGGCUGUACACGACCUUCCACUCCCGCCACCACCGUCUAUACGUCCCUUACGCAUACGGCGCUCUCUACAACCACCCCGUUGAGGGCUUUCUCCUGGACACUCUUGGCGCCGGAAUUGCCUACCUCGUCACUGGCAUGAGCAUCCGCCAGUCCAUGUGGUUCUUCACCGGUUCCACUAUCAAGACCGUCGACGACCACUGCGGCUACGCCUUCCCCCUGGAUCCCCUCCAGUUCAUCACCUCGAACAACGCCCUGUACCACGAUAUCCACCACCAAAGCUGGGGCAUCAAGACCAACUUCUCGCAGCCCUUCUUCACCUUCUGGGACAAGCUUUUGGGUACCAUGUGGACCGGUGGCGACGUCACGCACAAGUAUGAGCGCGCCCGCAAGGCCGCUGAGAAGAAGGCCGAGAUCAACGUCCUGAAGCCGAACUUCCUUCCCUCUGAGCUGCAGCCCAGCAGUGCGUCUGCCUCGGAGCCCACGUCCGAAGUCGAGAGCGCCAAGGAGCAGCCGCAGCCCGCCCUCAGGCGGAGCCCGCGCAAGAAGGACCCCAGCGCGUCGCAGCAGACUGCGAACCUGAAGGGCCUCAGGGACCGCGUCAACAGCAACCUCCAGGGCAAGAGCCCUAACGUUCUCGGCGUCGAAAGUAGCCACUAG